Molecule: messenger RNA, 1368 nt
Organism: Priceomyces carsonii
Lineage: Eukaryota; Fungi; Ascomycota; Pichiomycetes; Serinales; Debaryomycetaceae
Gene: VAN1
Product: Van1p
Exons: 1
Coding region: 1-1368 (455 amino acids)
Biological process (GO): protein N-linked glycosylation; cell wall mannoprotein biosynthetic process
Cellular component (GO): mannan polymerase complex
Molecular function (GO): alpha-1,6-mannosyltransferase activity
Source: RefSeq, a predicted model, not a curated record
AUGCUAUAUCGAAAGCUCUUAAUAUCAGCAUUCUUAAUUAUAGUAGUGUGGUUAUUAUUGGGGCGACAUAGGGGUAAUAGCUCAGUAUCUGACCACGAUAUUGACUUUGAUAUUCUAGAGAACGGCGGCACGGAUCCGGGCCUUGAGGUUUACAAGGUGACAAAGGAAGGUGUAGAAAAGCAUGAUCCGAAUUUUGGAGUUGGGAAGGGUACAAAUUCAGUUGAAAGUGAGCAGGAUGCAUUCAAUAAAGUCGUCGAUUAUUACGAUCUCAACGAUUACAAAGGAUCUGCAAAUGGAUUAGCCGAAAGAGACGUGGUAUUAUUUUUAAUGCCAUUAAGAAACGCCGAGCAUGUAUUACCUAUGGCGUUUUAUAAUCUAAUGAAUUUAACAUAUGAUCAUUCUUUGAUUGAUAUUGCAUUUUUGGUGUCCGAUUGUUCUCCGGAUGAUACCACUUUGGAGACAGUGUUCCAGUACUCGGUUGCUUUACAAAAUGGUACGUUGGUGGACAAGUUGCAAGCGGAGGAAGCAGAAGAGAGAGCAAAACUAGUAAAGGGUUCAUCCGAUUUAUACAAAUUAUACAUGGAUCCAGGCUAUAUGGCAAACGUCAAGCGAUCUUAUACAAAUCCUGCUGCUUCUCAUAAGGGUUAUAAGGACCCAUUCAGGUCUGUAUCGAUCUACAAAAAGGAUUUUGGCCAAGUUAUCGGUCAGGGAUUUAGUGAUAGACAUGCAGUGAAGGUCCAAGGGAUUCGUCGUAAACUUAUGGGGAGAGCAAGAAACUGGCUUACGUCUAACGCUUUAAAGCCCUAUCAUUCGUGGGUUUAUUGGAGAGAUGUUGAUAUUGAGACGUGCCCUGGUUCGAUCAUCCAAGACUUGAUGAAGCAUAAUUAUGAUGUUAUGGUGCCUAAUGUUUGGAGGCCGUUACCGAGUUUUCUUGGUAGUGAACAGGCUUAUGAUUUGAAUACUUGGGUUGAAUCUGAUACCGCAAUUGCUUUGGCCAAAUCUCUAGAUGAAGAUGAUGUCAUUGUUGAGGGUUAUGCUGAGUAUCCGACUUGGAGAUACCAUUUGGCUUAUGACAGAAAUCCUAAAGGCAAUCCGAACGAAGUUGUAGAUAUAGAUGGUGUUGGUGGUGUCUCCAUUCUCGCACGCGCUCAAAUAUUUCGCCAUGGAGUGCAUUUCCCAGCUUUCACUUUUCUAAAUCACGCCGAAACAGAGGCAUUUGGUAAGAUGGCCAAGUUGAUGGGAUACAGAGUAGGUGGACUACCUCACUACACAAUCUGGCAUAUUUAUGAGCCUAGCGAAGAUGAUUUGAUCGAAAUUGCAAAGAUGGAGAGGAAAAAGAGAAGAAGAAAAGGCGACAAAAACAAGUAA